GCUGUGGCCUGUCCUUGGCAGUUAUGAACCUGCCUGGACUUGUUCUGAUGUGACUAAAGCUCUGAGUGAUGUCAUCUGGCAUAGCUGCAUGUAAUGGGCAUGUGAAGGCUGCUACUAUUUUUAAUCUCUUUGCCUUUCCUUUAGCAACAUCAGUAUGCUAAGCAAUGCAGAUGUGAAAACUGUUUGGGGAAGCACUGACCAAAUAAAACAAGACAUGGGCAUUGCAAUUCAAUUGUGUUUUGAUCCAGAGCUUCUGCAUGGAAAAAUACAUAUCUACUCAAAUAAAGGUGGCUUGCCAAAGAGUGAAAUGGGUCGUCAUGCUUGGAGGCUCUCUAGUAGUCUGCUCUUCAUUAAUGGGCUUCAUAACUAAAAAUGGCAUUAAUGCAGGAUGGUUUUAUUGGAUGGAUACAGAAUAUAAACCUUAGCUACUUGCCUUGUGACGAUCCUUUUGAAUGGAGGGGAGAUAAUGAGCAGACACCAAACUGUAGCUCUUUAUUGGUUAAAGAUAUCAAAUACAUUGAAGUAGUUAAUGUAAAAUCCAUUAGAACUGUGGUGGCGCAGGGGUUAGAAUGCAGUACUGCAGGCUACUUCUGCUGAUUACUGGCUGCACAGCAGUUUGGCAGUUCGAUCCUGACCGGCUCAAGGUUAACUCAGCCUUCCAUCCUUCCAAGGAAACAUGCCUCUUUCUGAGAGUAAAAUCCUUCAGCCUUCCUGCAGCAGGAAACUAUGCAGAAAUCUCUUUGGACCAGUUGAUCAUGAACAGCUCCAGAAGGACUUUCAGUCCUUGAUGAAGGUCCAGCUGGAAGAAGCCCAGCAAAAGUGGAACUUUGACUUUGAAACAGAAACCCCACUGGAAGGGAAUUUCAAAUGGGAAAAGGUCUCUCAUCUAAAUAUGCUGCCAUCUCCAGAUCUCUUGGGUCACACAAAGGAGAACAGCUGUACAGGGGAAAAGAGCCGGAGUCCUCCAGCACUCUUCAAGAGGCACACAAAGACAGAGAGACCAGUGCAGGUGGACCUUGAAGCUUGUAAGGCUGAUUCCCCCAGAUGUUUGAAAAGAAAGCAGACAAGUAUCAAAGACUUUUAUGGUUCAAAGCGACGAACAAGCCCAUAUAAGCCAAAGCCAUGAUAACAACACUGCAAGCAAAGUCCAUCCAUGUAGUCUGUUGAUGAAGAUUUUGACCUGUCUUUAUUAUUAUUAGCUGGAAUGACCUACUUGCGUACCACACCCAGUGAACUCAUGCAGGAUGGCUAUUUUGAAGGACCAGCUAAUCAGCAUUACAGUUCCUUCUCUGAAGAGCCAGAAAUCUCUUAUUUUAUGUAAACUUCUUUUAGUGGACUAGUACAACACUUCAGAAGGAUAUAAUUUUUUUUUUUUUAUCAUUGAUAGCACUGGAUUCUUAUGUGCAAUGAAAUAUUGUAAAAUCUUACCUUUAAAUAUGCUUGUUGCAGCAGGAGGAAUCAUAUCUAAAGGGCCAAGUGUGUAGGGGGCCAUUGUCUGUUUUAUGUGUCAUUUACUUGUCACCUUUUAUGGGCCUCAGGAAAAGCUUGAUAUGAUGACUCAUUAUAUGCGGGUGCAGGUCUAGGAAUCAACAGAAGUAUAGGAUAAUAUCUUAGACUUUGAUCUUCCUACAACUUUUACUCUAUUGUGUUUAAACAAAUUUUGUGAGGAGGAAAAGAAUGGAUUGGGUUUUUUUUUCCCAGGCUAAGGGAUUUUCUUAAAGAUGAAGAAUCUAUGGUUAUGAUGGGUUCGAGUGUGCAUUAAACCGUAACACUGCUGUGAAGAGGGUAGGGUUGGAAAUAUUGUAAAUAUUGUAGCCUUUAUCAGUUAUUUUUCUGGGUAAUUUAUAUGUCCUUUUGUUAUAUAACUGUACAGGAAUACAUGAUAUAAUUGUCUCCCAAUAACACAAAAAACAGAAGAUACAACACAUAAUAUUUGUGGGAGGGACAGGUAUAAUCAGUGGUGGAAUUCAAUUUUUUUUACUAUUGGUUAUGUAGGCGUGGGUUGGUGGGUGUGGUGUGGCUUGGUGGGUAUGGCAGGGGAAGGAUACUGCAAAAUCUCCAUUCCCACCCCACUCCAAGGGAAAGAUACUGCAAAAUCCCCAUUCCCUCCCCACUCCUGGGGGGAAGGAUAUUGCAAAAUCUCCAUUCCCACCCUACUCUGGGGCCAGCCAGAGGUAGUAUUUGCCAGUUGUCCGAACUACUCAAAAUUUCCGCUACCGGUUCUCCAGAACCUGUCAGAACCUGCUGAAUAGCACCCCUGGGUAUAAUCAUAAAAUCUGGCAUACUUCACUACUGUCUUACUUGCUUCUUCCAUACAGUAUGUUCUUUGCCACCUUAAUUAGCUAUUGAAUCUUCUUUAAUGCAGACCAUUUGUAAUUAUGUAGCACUGUAGUGAUUAGUGAGGCAAAAUAGUGUGUGCCAGCAAGGGUUGAUGUAGCAUAAUCUUUGACUUUCUGUUGCCUUAUUUCACUGCUAUAGCAACUUAGUGAUAGAGGCUGAUAUAAGGACUCAGACUUGCUUUCUCUAAUUCCUAUAGCUGCCUGUGUGUUCUCCAAGUGACUUUAAAUAAGAGUCAUUGUCAAACUGGCAAUUGUAUCACUUAAAUUAAUAUGAGAUAAUCUAAUUUACCGAUUACUUUUGCUUGGAAUUUGGGGCUAUUAUAAAUACUUGCUGUUGCACUUUCCUAUCAAAUAAUCCUGGGUACAGUGUGCUACUAUAAUCAAAAGUUCAGGCCUUAUUAUAUUAUAAUCAAAACUUUGGAACCCAUCUUAAUGGCAAAUUUGCUUGCAUAUGCAAUGGCUUUAUUGCAGUCUCCUUGUAAUAAGUUAGGGACAAGGGUCCCUUGUCAGAAUUUUGCUACUAUAGUAUAACAUGUGGUGUUUGUGGGAAAUCGCUUCUUUUAUCAGGUCAUCUGCAGCUUGCAAACAUUCAGUUCUAAGUCCUAACCAUGAAAGAGACGCUUGCUUGCUUGAUUUUGGAGAUUCAUGUUGGUUCAUGCCAUCUGCACAAGGGCCAACCUAUCAGAAAAACAGCUUCAGGCACUUUUAUAUAAUAAAUUUCCUUAGGGUCUUCUGAAGUUUUUGGUUAGAAUUUCUAUAGACACAUCUGGCCACUUUGAGAGUUGCACUUUUACAUUCAGGAUAAUGCUGGGAUUCUUGAGCAUUAAUCCAGUUGUGAAUAUAAUGCUGCUGAACUAAGUCUGGGAGUAAAAUAAAGCCACUUCAUAAUGGAA
Molecule: messenger RNA, 3232 nt
Organism: Pantherophis guttatus
Lineage: Eukaryota; Metazoa; Chordata; Lepidosauria; Squamata; Colubridae
Gene: CDKN1A
Product: cyclin dependent kinase inhibitor 1A
Biological process (GO): regulation of G1/S transition of mitotic cell cycle; negative regulation of cyclin-dependent protein serine/threonine kinase activity; signal transduction by p53 class mediator
Cellular component (GO): cyclin-dependent protein kinase holoenzyme complex; nucleus
Molecular function (GO): cyclin-dependent protein serine/threonine kinase inhibitor activity
Source: RefSeq, a predicted model, not a curated record